Suillus paluster is the source of this 201-nucleotide messenger RNA. RefSeq lists its product as uncharacterized. The record is from RefSeq and is a predicted model, not a curated record. Lineage: Eukaryota; Fungi; Basidiomycota; Agaricomycetes; Boletales; Suillaceae. The transcript has a single exon. The annotation marks the transcript as partial.
AUGCAAUUCAGAUACAGACUCACCAUUCAUCCACAAAUCCUUGGCAUUACAUGCAACAAUGCUGCCAAUAACACUGUGAUGGUGGACAACCUUGCAUAUUCUCUUCCCUCCUUCCCUGGCACAGCAAACCAUACAAGAUGCUUCCUGCACACCAUCAACCUUGUUGUGAAGUCGUUGAUCAAGGAGUUUGAUAUGACCAAG